Molecule: messenger RNA, 2333 nt
Organism: Salvia miltiorrhiza (redroot sage)
Lineage: Eukaryota; Viridiplantae; Streptophyta; Magnoliopsida; Lamiales; Lamiaceae
Product: ferredoxin--nitrite reductase, chloroplastic
Exons: 4
Coding region: 367-2139 (590 amino acids)
Molecular function (GO): iron-sulfur cluster binding; heme binding; oxidoreductase activity
Source: RefSeq, a predicted model, not a curated record
UAAAGGCUUAGAUUAGAGUUGCUCUAUUUUUCCUUAUCUCUAAAGCGUCACACCGCCACAAGCCAUCUCCCCCUCUAACUUUCCAGUAAUUCCCAAAACACCCCCACCUCAACUCGCCACAUUGAGGCGGCCCCACACCCCUAUAAAAUAACUAACUAAGGGCAUUUCAGUCAAAACAUAGCAACUGUCACCUAAGCAUAGAGAAAUGACCUUUAGCAAUGUUCAAGAGACCAAAACACUUGAUCAUCCACACCUCUUAAAGUCCAUUCCCCCCACCCUACAAAAUGGUCUCACCUCCACCACCACCACCAUCACCGCCACCCUCCGCCGCCGCCGCCGCCAUAGUCAAACUGAGCUCCCUUCAGCAUGUCAUCGCUUCAUGUGAAGUUCUUGGCACCAUCGAUACUGCCAAUUAGUAGCAACAAUAGGUUCAAGAAUGUGAGGUCCCACGCCACCCCGCCGCAGACGGCGGCUCCGCCGGUGUCCGGGGCAGCGGAGGUGGACGCCGCGAGGCUGGAGCCGAGGGUUGAGGAGAAAGAUGGGUUCUUCGUGCUCAAGGAGAAGUUCAGGCAAGGGAUAAAUCCUCAGGAGAAGGUGAAGAUCGAGAAGGAGCCGAUGAAACUGUUCAUGGAAAACGGAAUUGAGGAGCUCUCCAAAAUCCCCAUUGAAGAGAUCGACAAAUCGAAGCUCACUAAAGAUGAUGUUGAUGUUAGACUCAAAUGGCUCGGCCUUUUCCACCGGAGAAAACAUCACUAUGGUCGAUUUAUGAUGAGGCUUAAGCUGCCAAAUGGGGUGACAACGAGUGCUCAAACACGGUAUCUGGCGAGUGUGAUUAGGAAAUACGGCAAGGAUGGUUGCGCUGAUGUUACCACAAGGCAGAACUGGCAAAUCCGUGGCGUGGUUCUAGCCGAUGUCCCCGAGAUCUUGAAAGGCCUUGACGAAGUCGGAUUGACAAGCCUGCAGAGUGGGAUGGACAACGUCCGGAACCCCGUUGGGAACCCUCUUGCCGGGAUUGAUCCUCAUGAGAUUGUUGAUACUAGGCCUUACAAUAAUCUCCUCUCUCAAUACAUCACUGCUAAUUCGCGUGGAAAUCCCUCUUUCACCAACUUGCCUAGGAAGUGGAAUGUGUGUGUGAUAGGAUCACACGAUCUGUACGAGCAUCCGCACAUAAACGAUCUUGCAUACAUGCCGGCCACAAAGGAUGGGCGUUUCGGGUUCAAUCUUCUGGUGGGAGGGUUCUUCAGCCCCAAGAGAUGUGCUGAGGCCAUCCCUCUUGAUGCGUGGGUUCCCGGUGAUGACAUCCUCCCCGUCUGCAGGGCGAUCCUCGAGACUUUUAGGGACCUCGGGACCAGAGGCAACAGGCAGAAAACAAGGAUGAUGUGGCUCAUCGAUGAACUCGGCAUAGAGAAGUUCAGGGAGGAAGUAGUGAAGAGGAUGCCGGAGGCGAAGCUGGAGAGAGCGUCGGGCGAGGAUCUGGUGGACAGCCAAUGGGAGAGAAGGGACUAUUUUGGGGUGCAUCCUCAGAAGCAAGAAGGGUACAGCUUCGUGGGCCUCCACAUCCCCGUGGGGCGCGUUCAGGCGGACGACAUGGACGAGCUUGCACGCGUGGCUGACACGUACGGGUCGGGCGAGCUGAGGCUCACGGUGGAGCAGAACAUCAUCAUACCAAACAUCCACAACUCCAAGCUAGAGGCGCUGCUCGGGGAGCCCCUCCUCACGGAGAGGUUCUCCCCCGAGCCGCCCAUCCUCAUGAAGGGCCUCGUGGCCUGCACCGGCAACCAGUUCUGCGGCCAGGCUAUCAUAGAGACCAAGGCGCGGGCCUUGAAGGUCACCGAGGAGGUGGGGAGGCUCGUCUCUGUCACGAGGCCCGUGAGGAUGCACUGGACCGGCUGCCCUAACACGUGCGGCCAGGUGCAGGUGGCCGAUAUCGGGUUCAUGGGGUGCAUGACGAGGGACGCGGACGGAAAGAUCGUCGAGGGGGCCGACGUGUUCCUCGGCGGGAGGAUCGGGAGCGACUCGCAUUUGGGAGAUGUGUACAAGAAGGCUGUGCCUUGUGAUCAGCUGGUGCCAUUGGUUGUGGACUUGUUGGUGCAGAAAUUUGGUGCUGUGCCAAGAGAGAGAGAAGAAACUGAAGAUUGAUCAUUAUCUAUCUCAAAUUGUGCAUCAUUUUACUGAUUAAUACUACUAGGUAACAUCCAUUUCUUCGAAGAGUUGGAUUUUUCUUUGUGAAUUCUAAAAAUUGCAUUAGAUUAAGUUGUUGGGACUGAAUUCUAAUACAGUUAUCUAUCUUGGCUUAUUGUUAUUAUCACAGUUCAAAAAACAGCUUUUGUUCA